Molecule: messenger RNA, 1029 nt
Organism: Tachysurus vachellii
Lineage: Eukaryota; Metazoa; Chordata; Actinopteri; Siluriformes; Bagridae
Gene: psma1
Product: proteasome 20S subunit alpha 1
Exons: 10
Coding region: 112-900 (262 amino acids)
Biological process (GO): ubiquitin-dependent protein catabolic process
Cellular component (GO): nucleus; proteasome core complex; proteasome core complex, alpha-subunit complex
Source: RefSeq, a predicted model, not a curated record
CUAAAUGCUCACUACUCUCAGUGAUCUGUUGCUCAUGUCUUGCUCUGCAUUAGAAGGGAAACUAAUCGAGCAGGAUCACUGUGCUGUUCAGCGGCGGGUUCUUACGCAGACAUGUUCAGAAACCAGUACGAUAAUGAUGUGACGGUGUGGAGUCCUCAGGGGCGAAUCCACCAGAUUGAGUAUGCCAUGGAGGCAGUGAAGCAGGGCUCAGCUACUGUGGGGCUCAAAUCACGCACUCAUGCAGUGCUGGUGGCCUUAAAGAGGGCUCAGUCUGAACUCGCUGCUCAUCAGAAGAAGAUCCUCUAUGUUGAUAAUCACAUUGGUAUUUCUAUCGCUGGACUAACUGCAGAUGCUCGACUGCUCUGUAACUUCAUGCGUCAGGAGUGUCUGGAUUCUAGGUUUGUGUUUGAUCGUCCACUUCCUGCGUCUCGUCUCGUCUCGCUCAUAGGAAGCAAAACUCAGAUCCCCACUCAGCGUUACGGAAGGAGACCCUACGGAGUUGGCCUUCUGAUUGCAGGCUAUGAUGACAUUGGACCUCACAUCUUUCAGACUUGUCCGUCUGCUAAUUACUUUGACUGUAAAGCCAUGUCCAUCGGUGCACGCUCACAGUCUGCACGCACGUACCUGGAGAGACACAUGGAGCGUUUCUCUGACUGUAACUUGAAUGAGUUGGUGCAGCAUGGCCUGUGUGCUCUCAGAGAGACCCUACCUGCUGAACAAGACCUCACUACCAAGAACGUGUCCAUUGGAAUUGUGGGUAAAGAUCUGGAGUUUACCAUCUACGAUGAUGAUGAUGUGGCUCCGUUUCUCGAGGGAUUAGAGGAGAGACCACAGAGGAAGCCUGUCCAGUCUGGGGAUGAUGCUGCUCCAGCUCCCUCUGAUGAGCCGAUGGAACACUGAGAACCUGAAUUAUUUUCCUUCUUCACAUCCCGCUGAUAGAGUUUAAGGAGCUUCAGCGUUCGUCCUACAUUUAAAUCCACACUUAUGUUUUUCUAUCUGUACUGACGACAAUAAAAUACAUUUCCAACA